Molecule: messenger RNA, 1743 nt
Organism: Exophiala viscosa
Lineage: Eukaryota; Fungi; Ascomycota; Eurotiomycetes; Chaetothyriales; Herpotrichiellaceae
Product: DNA glycosylase
Exons: 1
Coding region: 258-1565 (435 amino acids)
Biological process (GO): purine nucleoside catabolic process
Cellular component (GO): cytosol
Molecular function (GO): purine nucleosidase activity
Source: RefSeq, a predicted model, not a curated record
GCCCGCCCGGAUAUGAAGAUCACCGGUCCACUCCCGUUAGUUACCUGGUAGUGAUUCCGUAACACAUUCUUUGUUCAAGGUGACAUUGUCAAACGUUCAACAGGCAGACUUUUGUUUGCUUCUUCGGCACUGAUCUCGUGUUACUAGUAGUCUGAGUUACUAACUUCCUGGACAUCUUGACAAGCUUCUCUGGAAGACUGCAAACGAUACCCGAGCAACUCAUUCUCACGUUGUCGUCCAUUGCACAAGCACACGAAAUGGCCCCCAAGAAUCGUAUCAUAAUUGACACCGAUCCUGGCGUCGACGAUGUCCUGGCAAUGCUACUGGCCUUUGCAGCCAAAGCCGAAGAUCUGGAGGUCGUACUUGUUUCCUUGACCUUCGGCAACGUCGAUGUUCGAAGCUGUCUACGCAACGUGGUCGCCAUCUUCCACAUCCUGGAGAAAGAACUGAAAUGGCGAGAAGAACAGGGUCAAACACUCGGCUUCGAGGGUAUAACCAAGUACAAGCCCCUCGUGGCGAUUGGCGCCGACGAGCCCCUACAAGACACGAUCGAGAGCGCCGACUACUUCCACGGUAUCGACGGUCUGGCCGGAACGCACACUACUCACCCUCACUUCUCGCCCGAAGAGAACUGGAGACACCUAUUCGAAGAGCCGCCGCCCGAAGACGAUCUGACCAAGAAAGCCAAAGCGCAGACCAAUAUCGAGGAUGUGCCCACGCAAUCGUUCACGCCCAGCCUCGUGCCCGCGCACAAGGAGAUUUUGCGGCUCCUACGAGAGAACGAGCCAGACACUAUCACGCUCAUCGCCAUUGGACCCCUGACGAACUUCGCCCUAGCUGCGGCCGAGGACCCAGAGACGUUCCUACGCUGCAAGGAGGUCGUCACCAUGGGCGGUACGGUCGAUGGCAUCGGCAAUGUCACGCCCGUAGCGGAAUUCAAUGUCUACGCCGAUCCAUACGCCGCAGCGCGUGUGUACGCUCUAUCCUCGCCGAUUCCGUCGUCAACGAUGCCGAUCCCAACGGAAGGCGGGCGCUCCGUACAUAUGGCUACGUACCCUCCCCAACUGUCAAAACAGCUCAAAUUGACGCUCAUGUCCCUUGACAUCACGGAACACCAUAUGCUUAGCCGCGGGGACUUUAAUGCUCAUGCAUCGAGCCUGGCCGUCCAGGGCAGUCCGUUGGCGGAGUGGAUGACGGCGUUUAUGACACCUAUGCUCGACAAGAUGGAACGGUUACAUCAUGGGCAUGAGGGCGAAGGUGCGGCACUGGCUCUGCAUGACCCUUUGUGUGUAUGGUACGUUCUUACGCAGGAGGAUAAGCGGUGGAAGCCUAGCGCCGGGAGUCCAGAGGACAUAAGGAUCGAGACGGCGGGGCAGUGGACAAGGGGUAUGACGGUUGGGGAUAAGAGGAGCAGAAAGCGACGGAAUAGUGAUGGUGAGGUACCGCACGACAGAGGAAAUUGGUUGGGCAAUCGCUCGGGAAAUAGGGUCUAUAGGAUGCUGGAGAGUCCGGGGAGGGAUGUGGCUGCUACGUAUCUGCUCGAUGCGGUGUUUGGGCCAAAGUGAGAUGGACCAGACCUUCGUGAGCAGGAAGAACAGAGAAUGGUGAGCGAGUAUGUGGAAAGAGGUACCCGCCAGUUUGACGGGGUGGAGGUCCAUACGGCGUUGCUGGCAAGGCGUACAGCAUCUAGGCCAGACUUCAACAGUCAAAAAGGUCGUAGGGAGUGCUCGACUACGUCGAAAG